GCUCAAUUACAUCACAAGUCCAACCCCUCAGUCCAAAAAGCAAUAAAGAAAGCAACCACCGCCUACUUUCCACAUUAUCUUUUUUUUAUCAACAAACUUUCCUCUUCCUCUCAUCAGAUCUGUCGGUGCUGUUGAUGUGCUGCCGACGCAACCUCUCUAAACUCUAAUAAACGCUUCCAAGUAAAAAACCACUCCAUAAAUAUGAGCAUGUACGGCAGAGAUCCCUGGGGAGGCCCGCUGGAGAUAAACACGGCUGACUCCGCCACGGACGAUGAUAGGAGCAGGAAUCUACAGGACCUGGACAGGGCUGCGCUCUCUCGGCCUUUGGAUGAGACCCAGCAGAGCUGGCUGCUUGGCCCCGGCGAGCAAAAGAAGAAGAAGUACGUUGAUCUGGGAUGCAUCAUUGUCAGCCGGAAGAUCUUUGUGUGGACGGUGGGGACCCUCCUACUCUCAGGCUUCCUUGCCGGAUUCAUCACGCUAAUCGUAAAGACGGUUCCACGUCAUCACCACGCAAAACCUCCGCCCGAUAACUACACUCUCGCUCUUCACAAGGCGCUAAUGUUCUUCAAUGCUCAGCGUUCUGGGAAGCUGCCCAAGCAUAAUAACGUGUCGUGGAGAGGGAACUCGUGCCUUCAAGAUGGCAAAUCCGAUCCCUCCACUUUGAUGAAGAAUCUGGUCGGUGGUUACUACGACGCUGGUGAUGCUAUCAAGUUCAACUUUCCUGCAUCUUUUGCCAUGACCAUGUUGAGCUGGAGCGUCAUUGAGUACAGUGCUAAAUACGAGGUUGCUGGGGAGCUCAAUCAUAUUAAAGAGAUCAUCAAAUGGGGUACUGAUUAUCUUCUCAAGACCUUCAACAAUUCUGCUGAUACCAUAGACAGGAUUGCAGCGCAGGUUGGGAUUGGAGAUACUUCUGGAGGCAGUACUACCCCAAAUGAUCACUAUUGCUGGAUGCGUCCUGAGGACAUUGAUUACCCACGUCCUGUCUUCGAAUGUCACAGUUGCUCCGAUCUUGCGGCUGAAAUGGCUGCUGCUCUGGCUUCUGCUUCCAUCGUUUUCAAAGACAACAAGGCAUACUCCCAAAAGCUUGUACACGGCGCCCGGACCCUCUUCAAGUUUGCUAGGGAUCAAAGAGGCAGAUACAGUGCUGGUGGUUCCGACCCUGCCCUAUUCUAUAACUCCUCCAGUUACUGGGAUGAGUUUGUUUGGGGUGGAGCCUGGUUAUACUAUGCCACUGGGAAUUCUUCCUACCUUCAGUUAGCAACUAAUCCCAAACUUGCCAAGCAUGCUGGUGCAUUCUGGGGAGGCCCAGAUUAUGGUGUUCUUAGCUGGGAUAACAAGCUUGCUGGUGCUCAGGUGCUUCUGAGCCGGUUGAGAUUGUUUUUGAGUCCUGGGUAUCCAUACGAGGAAAUAUUGAGAACGUUUCACAAUCAAACAAGCAUAGUAAUGUGCUCAUUCCUUCCAAUAUUCACUAGCUUUAAUAGAACAAAAGGAGGUUUGAUUGAGUUAAACCAUGGAAGGCCUCAGCCUCUGCAAUAUGUUGUCAAUGCAGCCUUCUUAGCCGCCCUAUACAGUGAUUAUCUUGAUGCUGCUGAUACACCUGGAUGGUAUUGUGGUCCCAAUUUCUAUUCAACUGAUGUCUUGCGUGAAUUUGCCAAAACACAGAUUGAUUACAUCCUUGGGAAAAAUCCUCGGAAAAUGAGCUAUAUUGUGGGUUUUGGUAAUCAUUACCCAAAACAUGUUCACCAUAGGGGUGCAUCUAUCCCUAAGAAUAAGAUCAAAUAUAACUGUAAAGGUGGAAGGAAAUGGAGGGAUACAUCAAAACCAAACCCACAUACACUAGUGGGAGCAAUGGUUGCUGGACCUGACAAGCAUGAUGGAUUUCAUGACGUUCGCACUAACUACAACUACACAGAGCCAACACUUGCAGGCAACGCGGGUUUGGUUGCUGCACUUGUGGCAUUGUCUGGUGAUAAGUCAACUGGGAUUGACAAGAAUACCAUUUUUUCUGCAGUUCCACCAAUGUUUCCCAUACCGCCACCACCUCCAGCACCUUGGAAGCCAUAAAAAUGUUUUUGAUCUUUCUUCUGUUUCCACCUUGUUGUGUGACUUACGGUCUGAUGAUUUUGAAAGUAGUUUCUUGGUACCAUAAUGACCUUGAAAGUAAAAGUAAUUCCAAGGGCAAGAAAGAUUAGAGCAAUGGAACAACCUGCAAGGAACUUAUGGUGGACUGCCUAUCAGAUUGGAAAAUUGAACUAGCAUUCAGAAUAAAUUAAUUUGAGUACGAAGUUAAUUUGGAUUUCGUUGUAUAAAUAGUGUAUAUGUAUGAUAUUAAUAUUGUAUUCUUCGAAACACGACUUUAAACACUUUAGAAUUGGGUAACAAUAAAUUUGCGUCUAACGUCUAAUUGUUGCAGUUUUGGCGGGUAAAAAUCCUGCCUUAACUGUUCCCAUUUGUACGGCUUUUCACUAAGCAUUUCACACCAACUAGGCUGGGGGAGUCCUUGAAUCGAAAGUGUAUGUGGUUUCUUU
Durio zibethinus is the source of this 2528-nucleotide messenger RNA. Its product is annotated as endoglucanase 25-like. Gene Ontology annotation, molecular function: hydrolase activity, hydrolyzing O-glycosyl compounds. Gene Ontology annotation, biological process: carbohydrate metabolic process. NCBI's taxonomy places the organism in Eukaryota, Viridiplantae, Streptophyta, Magnoliopsida, Malvales, Malvaceae. The record is from RefSeq and is a predicted model, not a curated record.